AUGAGUGCAGUUGCGUCAUCAUCUACGACAGUAGUUGACAAUAAUUCGAAUAGUUCUAUAAUUUGCAAUAAUCCACCAAAAAGGCGAAAUGGAACAUUUCGUGUUUUAGCAGAAGAUUAUUCACAAUUUACGUUAGGUGAUGAAUUUGACAAUGAUUUUCAUCAGAUUUUAACAGAUUGUGAACCAUAUACGCUUAAAUUUGAAUCAAUUCUUGAUGAUCCAUUAAUUGAUCGUUUUAAUAAUAAAAAAUUAAAUAAAAAUACAUUAAAAGAAUCAUACAUGUCGCAUCAUCAAAAGGAAAUUUCCAGGUUAACAGAUGAAGUAGAAAUUGAUGGUGAUUCAGCAUCAGAUGAAUUAGAUUUAUUACCACCUUUACCGCCUUCUUCAGGCACAGGACGAAAAUUUCCAAAAUGGAAAAUAAAAUUGCCAAAUUGGUUACUUUGUCGUAAUCCUCGUGUUCCAAUAAAAUGUAUUAUUAUGUAA
Brugia malayi is the source of this 483-nucleotide messenger RNA. RefSeq lists its product as uncharacterized. The coding region runs from base 1 to 483 and encodes 160 amino acids. The record is from RefSeq and is a predicted model, not a curated record. NCBI's taxonomy places the organism in Eukaryota, Metazoa, Nematoda, Chromadorea, Rhabditida, Onchocercidae. The transcript is spliced from 3 exons.